CUUUGUUCUUUCGUUGAUUAAUUAAUUGAUUAAUUUUUAAUUAACUGUUCAUGCAGAAACAGAAAUUUAUUCCAGUGAUAAGAAGACAUCGUCAUGGAAGGGGGACUUCACGAUCGAGAUAGGGUUGGGGUGCAGGACGCUGUCCUCUUGGAAGACUAUCUUAGUGAAGAAGCGUUUGUUAAUAAUUUAGAAAGACGUUUCAAAGAACAUUUAAUUUAUACUUAUAUAGGGCCUGUACUAGUAUCAGUUAAUCCUUACAAGGAUCUGAAUAUUUAUACUUCGGAAUACAUUAAAGAAUACGAAAAUAGGAACUUCUUCGAGACAUCGCCUCACAUGUAAGUAUUUAUGAAUAAAAUUGU
Molecule: messenger RNA, 359 nt
Organism: Agrilus planipennis (emerald ash borer)
Lineage: Eukaryota; Metazoa; Arthropoda; Insecta; Coleoptera; Buprestidae
Product: myosin-IB-like
Exons: 2
Coding region: 94-339 (81 amino acids)
Biological process (GO): actin filament organization; vesicle transport along actin filament
Cellular component (GO): cytoplasm; myosin complex; plasma membrane
Molecular function (GO): actin filament binding; ATP binding; microfilament motor activity
Source: RefSeq, a predicted model, not a curated record